Molecule: messenger RNA, 756 nt
Organism: Chrysochloris asiatica (Cape golden mole)
Lineage: Eukaryota; Metazoa; Chordata; Mammalia; Afrosoricida; Chrysochloridae
Gene: NMNAT3
Product: nicotinamide nucleotide adenylyltransferase 3
Exons: 4
Coding region: 1-756 (251 amino acids)
Biological process (GO): NAD+ biosynthetic process
Cellular component (GO): mitochondrion
Molecular function (GO): nicotinamide-nucleotide adenylyltransferase activity; nicotinate-nucleotide adenylyltransferase activity
Source: RefSeq, a predicted model, not a curated record
AUGAAGAGCCGAAUCCCUGUGGUGCUUCUGGCCUGUGGCUCCUUCAACCCUAUCACCAACAUGCACUUGCGCUUGUUCGAGGUGGCCAGAGACCACCUGCACCAAACAGGAAUAUAUCAGGUAGUCGAGGGCAUCAUCUCCCCCGUCAAUGACAACUACAAGAAGAAAAACCUUGUGGCGGCCAAGCACCGGGUGGCCAUGGCUCAGCUGGCCCUGCAGACAUCAGACUGGAUCCGGGUGGACCCCUGGGAGAGUGAGCAGGCACAGUGGAUAGAGACGGUGAAGGUGCUGAGGCAUCACCACCAGGAACUGCUCAGAGCUCUGCCCCCGACCGAAGGCCCUGGUGACAAGGCACUCUCCUCGGCCCCUGCAGCUGUGCCAGAGCUGAAGCUUCUCUGUGGGGCAGAUGUUUUGAAGACCUUCCAGACCCCCGACCUCUGGAAAGAGUCACACAUCCAGGAAAUAGUGGAGAAGUUUGGCUUGGUGUGCGUGGGCAGAGCAGGGCAUGACCCGAAGGAGUACAUCUCGGAAUCGCCCAUCCUACGGAGGUACCAGCACAACAUUCACUUGGCCAGGGAGCCUGUGCAGAACGAGCUCAGUGCCACAUACAUCAGGAGCGCCUUGGCCCAAGGGCUGAGUGUGAAGUACCUGCUUCCCGAUGCUGUCAUCGGCUAUAUCAAGGACCACAAGCUGUACACCAAGGAUGGCCCCUGGGCAGCCAGAAGCACCCUGAGGAACGAAGAAGAGGCCAGCUAA